Drosophila guanche is the source of this 1003-nucleotide messenger RNA. RefSeq lists its product as uncharacterized. The record is from RefSeq and is a predicted model, not a curated record. NCBI's taxonomy places the organism in Eukaryota, Metazoa, Arthropoda, Insecta, Diptera, Drosophilidae. Gene Ontology annotation, molecular function: ribosome binding. Gene Ontology annotation, biological process: protein insertion into mitochondrial inner membrane from matrix; inner mitochondrial membrane organization. Gene Ontology annotation, cellular component: mitochondrial inner membrane. The coding region runs from base 80 to 988 and encodes 302 amino acids. The transcript has a single exon.
GGAAAUGGAACUCAGACUCGUGUGUGAUAUGUUUCGGCUAACAUCUAGGAAAGUUUGAUCCAAAUUCAACAAUGGAAACAUGAGGGCCUGCCCGAAGAUGAGACUCGACCUUCCACUGAUGCUCUCCAGUAAAUUUCUCUGCAAUCGGUCACCGCAUAAUGGCCGGCAGCGGAGAGCGAUGCUCCGUUUGCUGUGGACACAGACCCCGCUUGGUGCCCGUCACACUUUCCUGACUCCAAGACCAGAUCUGCAGGGCAGCACCGAGACGAGUCGCCUCAAUAUACAGUUGGAAGUUGUGCGAAGUGUGGACAGGCCUAGUGGGGUGUCGCUGCCGGCCAUGAUCUACUUCCACAGUCCGUGGAGCUUGCUGACCAGCAAGCUGAGCCUGCUCAAGCUCAAGCUGCUGUGGGACUGGCGCUUCUCGGAGGAGCAGUUCCUGGAGAACUCGCAGCAUGCGGCGCUCAUCAUCACCGACUUCAUACGCCGCCAGCGGUCCCGCAAUGUCGAGAGAUGUUCCACGCCCAUGGGCUACAAGCAGAUCUGUUACGACCUCAUAGACGGCGCCCACGACUGGCGGCUGCACAUGAUGCGCUUCGAGCGGCACCACAUCUAUCGUACCAUCCCGCUGAGGGUGCAACUCCUGCGGCACUACGGCCACAAGUUUGCCUUCAUAGACGUUGUCUACGUGGCCCUGCGUCGCAGCAACGACUUUACAUCGCCCCAGGAUCUCGACGAGGUGCAGCAUCUGAUGGGGAUGCAUGGGAAUAGUUCGCCACUGACUGUGGAGCAUCCGCUCAUCUUUGCCGAGAUAUUCGUCCGCUAUCGGCGGGACUACUCCACCAGACCCACUCCCAUGGGCAAUGUGCGGGAGAACAGUCGCUGCAUGGGCCAGUGGCUGGUGUCCACCUACAAGAUUUUGCAGUUCGAUCUCCUCGACCAACAUUCGCAGUUCGAUAUUCCAGAGACACUAUAUCUUGCCACUCAAUAAAACUGUUUGCAGCGA